Messenger RNA from Dioscorea cayenensis subsp. rotundata (Guinea yam), 1142 nucleotides. RefSeq names its product protein Iojap, chloroplastic. Gene Ontology annotation, biological process: negative regulation of ribosome biogenesis; negative regulation of translation. The transcript is spliced from 5 exons. Gene Ontology annotation, molecular function: ribosomal large subunit binding. The record is from RefSeq and is a predicted model, not a curated record. NCBI's taxonomy places the organism in Eukaryota, Viridiplantae, Streptophyta, Magnoliopsida, Dioscoreales, Dioscoreaceae. Bases 42 to 665 code for a protein of 207 amino acids.
GUUCUCAGUUCUCAGUUCUCACACAAUCACCACCGCGCAGCAUGCGGGCAUUAGCAGCUGCUCCAGCUGCUCCAUGCUUCCUCCGGCGGCAUGCCCAGCUCAAGAAGAGGCCAUCCAAGUCCUUUCUCUUGAUGAAAUAUCGCUCAUUUCCUCCUAUCGCAGUGCUUUCCUUGAGUCGGCCUGACCAUAACCCAAGCGAAGAUACAGAUGAGAUGUUUGAUGAAUUGUUUAACAAGUAUGGGAAGGUGGUGUACUCGAGAGGGGAUCGGAAAAGUGCCAGUGCCGAGGCCGAAGAUGAUUAUGAGAGCUUGUCAUUUGCUGUUGCUUUAGCAAAAACUGCAAAUGAAGUGAAGGCUGGAGAUAUUCGUGUUCUCUUUGUCAAGCCCCUGGUUUACUGGACUCGCUUUUUCAUCAUUGUUACUGCUUUUUCUCGACCACAAAUUGAUGCCAUUGGGUCCAGGAUAAGAGAGACAGCUGAAAAGCAAUUUAAGAAAGUUCCAUCAGGGGAUACCAGACCCAAAUCUUGGACUUUACUGGACUUUGGUGAUGUUGUUGUCCACAUAUUUCUACCUCAACAGAGAGCUUUUUAUAACUUGGAAGAGUUCUAUGGCAAUGCCACACCCAUUGAGCUACCUUUUGAUUCUGAAUCCCCUUUUCGCAAUUGAUUCUUUGAACGAAGGCAUGAAGCAUCUCUGAUGAGCUGAUCUUUCUCGGCGUGAAGCGGAAGAUGCAUCCUUGAGACCCUUGAAUUUAUCAUUUGGAAUGCCAAAGGAGAGAGCACUUAAUGGUAAUAUAUGUUGUGUUUAGAGGAGGGAUUUGUCAUCUGGAGAAAGUUCAUUGACAAGAAAGGUCAGGCAUUCCUUCUAGGUAUGCCUCGUUGCCCAGGAGGAGCAGUUAUGGUUACAAUGUCAAGAGAAUUACAUCUGAUCCUUCUGUGAAAUAUAAGGAAUUAUAUCUGAAAAUGCAUCAACUUUUACUCUUUGCAUUGACUACUGGUUGAGAUAUGGACAUGAUUUUUCAUACUGUCAGUCUUUACGUUCUUCUGUACAGCUUGGAUGUUUUAUUUGAUCUUUGCUGCUUCCUUGUCUUGUACAGCUGGAAGCAUCCUAAGAUUGUAUGGUGAUUUCUUUCCUCAAUGCUAA